Molecule: messenger RNA, 996 nt
Organism: Suillus subalutaceus
Lineage: Eukaryota; Fungi; Basidiomycota; Agaricomycetes; Boletales; Suillaceae
Exons: 6
Coding region: 1-996 (331 amino acids)
Source: RefSeq, a predicted model, not a curated record
AUGGCCGCGCUUACUAAGAGCAUGCCUACCAAGUCCGUCCUUAAAGCGCGCUUGUCCUUAAAGUCCGUCCUUAAAAUGAGCUCGUCCUUAAAGUCCGUCCUUAAAAUGAGCUCGUCCUUAAAGUCUGUCCUUAAAACGUCCCUCCUAAACGUCCCAAUAGACAACGGAGUCGGAGCCCUCUCCAUAGGCGUCCGCGCAAAUCAGGCGGUCGCUCACCCCCCAUACAAGCGUACGCCUUUCCUUAGCCUACCCGUCAAAAGAAUAACCUCUCUCGCGCCCGCAUUCUUUUUCUUUUCAUCACGCCCGCCGCGCCCCACUCCGACUUUCUUCACAAGGCGACCCAGACGCUCAAUGGAGCCACGACCUCUACGAAGACCCAGAAAAACCCAGCCCAUCAUCGAGGCUCACCUUGAGCGCCGAAAACCUAUCGCAGAACGUAAUUUGGUCGAGCUCCCCAGGAUGAAAAGUAAGGAGAAACUUGUUCGACUUUGCCCGACGCAAAUGUCUGAUACGUUUGAACCCCUUCUCAUCGAAGAUAAGGGCGCCGCCGCAACCUUGAAGGAAUUCGCGUUUUCCGACAAAUUCACGGCAACCUCGAAAAAGAUGCAGCAUGCCAACCGGACAUACAGUCACGACGAUGGAGUCAUGCAUCUACUGAUUCAUUGCGGCCUCGGUCUUUCAAUGACAGCGUUGCAAGAUGCUCGUGCGCGAAGGCUCCUUCCGCUGUCGCUAUCCGUCGCCCGGGUGGCUAGUGACAUCGAUGAAAUCGAGGACGGGUUUGCAUCGCUGGUGCUUGACGAUGGGUCUACUACAAUCCCAAACAGUUUACCGGCCGGGAGCGCCGACAAUGUAGAUAUUCCGCUCAGAUUCGUUAUCCAAGCUGCGUUAGCAAUUAUUCUAUACCUCCUCGUCGACCUUCAGAGAAAGGCAUCUCGAUUCUCAAUGAUCGCUGCGUGCCUUAAGACCGAAUCUGCGCAUCCCGCUCGGCUUGUCUAG